Prunus armeniaca (apricot) is the source of this 1860-nucleotide messenger RNA. The record is from the annotation of a GenBank genome assembly. Lineage: Eukaryota; Viridiplantae; Streptophyta; Magnoliopsida; Rosales; Rosaceae.
AUGGAUUUCAAAGUGGGCGGGGUUGGUCAGAGCCGUUGGUGGUGCAUAUGGGAUAAGGGAAGGCAGGACCGGCAUGAGGCCGGUUCAGUCAUGGGUCGUGGCCCCACCCCUGCGGCGCUUAAUUAUUGGGCUCUCUCUCACCUCAUCUCACCUCACCUCACCUCACUUCACCUCACUCUGUCACAACACCAAAAGAUGGUUGAUAUGGAGAGAACAGAAAUGGAGAAGUCAGAUUCAUGUGGGCAGGACAAUACUAAUAAUCCAGAAAGUUCUAUAUGGCUGGUAGAAAAUCUUGAAGAGAUGGACCAGAGCAUUAAGCAAAUGCUGAAGCUGAUCAAAGAAGAUGGUGAUUCUUUGCCAAGAACUGUUGAACAUUAUAGUCAGGGGAAGCCAGAGUUGAUUGAGGAAUUUUACCGGAUGUAUCGAUCACUGGCUGGGUGCUAUGUUCACUUGACAAAAGAAGCACAUAAGAUUAUGCCAUCUGUGAUUCCAGUGCAGGGAUUCGGAGAUUCUGAAUCCGGUUUUGACCAUGGCUCUCCUCUUAUGACUCCUGAUGCAAAGCUGAGUUUGCACAAAUCCGCUCAUCAAGUGGUUGAUUUAGAUAUAUCACCAAGCUCAGACGGUUCUAGCCCUGCUCUUUCUCUAAAGAAUGGCACUGAAUCAUCUUCCUCAUCAUCGUCAGGAUCCGAGUCAGAAUCUAUUAACUCCCCUGUCCGCAAUUACUUGGUUCCACCUCUGAAAGUUGAUUUCGACAGCCAGGGAUGGCAGCAGAAGAUUAUUGAGCUAGAAACUGAACUUUCAAGCGUGAAAGAGAAGCUGCAGAUGAGGGAGGCUGAUCUUGAACUUGAGCAAACACAGGUAUUGAAGCUGCAAAAACAGAUAGCUGAGUUGGAGAGUCGUGAAUCAGACAGAGAAAAUGAGAUUGCGAGAUUGAUUGCAGAUUUGGAAGUAACUAAAGAAAGGCUUAAGGGGUCAGACGACGAGAUUGUGAAGUUGAAGCAUGAACUCACACAUAGACUGUCUGAAGAGGCUCAUCAAAUGCAAGGUCAACUUCAGGUGGCUCAGGAAGAUAUAGCCAUUUUGGAAUCUCAACUUCACUCGGAGAGGAAGCAUGUUUUGGAGUUGCAGGAGAAUAUUGUGAGGUACAAUGCUGAUAUAUUUGGCCGUGAUCUUGAGGUGAUGGAAUUGAAGAGUGCAUUGCAUGAUGCCCAGGAACAAUUUUCUCUUGAGAAAGCAGACCUGCAAGCUGAUAUUUCAAGUUUGACAGAGAAGCAAACCAUUUUGGACACAAGACUUGAAGAAGGGAGUUUGAGAAACAAGAACUUAGAAGAUGAAAUAAGGCGAUGCGAAACUGAUAAGAUGGAAAUGGAAAGGAUGCAUGUUGCCCAAGAGAUGGCUUUGCAAGAUGAAAUAAGUGGGCUGAAGGUAGAAGUUGCUGAAAGAAAUGGACAUGUGGAAGCUGUGAAUAAAGACUUUGACAGGUUUAAACUUAAGUAUGACAUGCUAAUGGCAGAGAAAGAUGAGCUCAAUGCUAAGGUUCACACGGUUACAGCGAAUCUGAGUUCCCGUGACAAUCAAAUCCAGGAAAUGGAGGGGCAUCUGCGCCGGUUGAAUGCAGAACACGAGGAUAUGAUUGCUGGAUAUGAAAGUGCACGUAGACUAGUAGAUGAAUUGAAAUUGAGAGUGGAGGAGUUGCAGAAAGAGGUGGAUAGUCAGAGAGUUGCGAUCUCAGAUGGGGCUGAGCAGAAACGAGAGGCGAUACGACAGCUUUGCUUCUCACUGGAGCACUAUAGGAGUGGAUACAAAGAACUUCGUCAAGCAUUUCUUGGGCACGGGAGGCAAGCAGUUGCAGCUGCAUAA